Messenger RNA from Pieris macdunnoughi, 1380 nucleotides. The record is from the annotation of a GenBank genome assembly. NCBI's taxonomy places the organism in Eukaryota, Metazoa, Arthropoda, Insecta, Lepidoptera, Pieridae.
AUGCAUAAAAUUUUGGAGUUUCAAGCUGUAGUUUUAGCAGCAGGAAGAGGUUCUCGACUUCCAGAUGUAGGUGGAACGUUCUCAAAAUGUCUUCUUCCUAUAGGUCCAUAUCCACUACUAUGGUAUUCAUUGAAUAUGCUUGAGAAAGUUGGGUUUCAAGAAACUAUGGUCUUGGUACUUGAUGAUGACAAAUCAAGCAUUUUGAGUGCAUUGGAAAAAUGUCCACUAAAAAUAAAGUAUGAAUUGAUUGUUAUACCCUCUGAAGAGGAUUGGGGUACUGCAAAUUCUCUCAAACACAUUAGUAGCAGGGUAACAACAGACUUAGUUGUAGUUUCUGGAGAUUUGAUAUCAAACAUCAAUCUAAAUGAUGUUUUGAACCUUUACAGAAAGCAUGAUGCGGUACUUGCUUCUCUUUUCUUUAAUAAUGGUCCUGAAGAAUGGAUAGAACUUCCAGGACUUAAAACAAAAGCGAAGCCAGAUCGUGAUUUAGUGUGCUUAGACAAGGAGACGGAAAGAUUAUGUUGUCUAGCCAGUGCUAGUGAUUUUGAAGAAAACGUAACACUUCCUAGAUUACUAUUAAAGAAAUUUAACACUUUAAGUAUGUACAGCAGAUUAUUAGAUGCUCAUGUGUAUAUUAUGAAGCAUUGGGUUGUCAAUUACCUUGUCGACAUGGAUAAGUUUACAUCAAUUAAAGGAGAACUAAUUCCUCAUUUAGUAAAGAAACAGUUAUCAAAGCCCAAAAAUGCUUUAGAAAAAAAAGGGAUGUCAGAAAAAAAUAUGGAUAUAAAUAAGGAUAUUUUCGACUAUGCACUUGGGAAUGGCUAUGAAAAACAGAUUCGUGAGAUGUCAGCAUAUAAUGAUCAUAAACUUGGCAAUAAAGGUGUUUACUCUGGUGACAUUCUGAGGUGCUAUGCACAUAUACCAGAUAAAAAUACUUUUGGAAUGAGAAUAAAUACCUUAUCUGCUUUUUAUUUGUCUAAUAACAAGAUUCUAUCAAAGUGGGAAGAAAUAACCGGAUUGCCUCUUAAUGAAAAAAUACACCCGAAUAGUGAAGUUAAAACAAAACAAAUAGAUGAAAACACAACAGUUGGUGAAAAAAGCAUAUUGAGCGAGAAAACAUCUAUAAAAUGCACAUUUAUUGGUUCAAAUUGUACUAUAGAAAACAAAGUUAGGCUUACAAACUGCAUUUUGAUGAACAAUGUGACGAUUAAAGAAGGGUGUGUACUGCAAGAUUGUAUAUUAUACACUGGAGCUACAGUAGAUACAAAUUGUGCAUUGCAUUACUGUAUUGUUGGACCCCAUCAUGUUGUACCACCUACCACUAAGGGCAACCAUCAACUGCUGGCAGAAACCACAGAUAAUAUGAUAACACUUGGCUAA